AUGCCUGGGUUCCUGAGCCUUCCACCAGAGAUCAUCCUUUGGGUAUACUGCAGUCUCGACUCUAUCGCCGAUGCAUACUUUCUUUCUCAGACGUGCAAGCAGGCCUACCAUGUCUUCAGCCGAUUACAGAGCCAGCCAAAGAUAUUCGAAUCAAUUAUAAAUAAUGCAAUACAAGGCGCUGCCCCCACCCAAUCCUGGCUGGAAGCACAGUUUGGUCCCGGAUCACUUUGGCGACCAAAGGAGGCUGAUCUUCCAGUGGAUCUGACAGACAAAGCGGCCCGAGAAUUCCUCCUUAACAUCGGGUUUCCUUCAAUCAAGCUCCCCCGCAUGGGGUUUGAGUCUACCCAUUUAAGAGAGUUUGCCCCCGGGGGGUGUAGCUUUUAUGGGUAUACGGGCGAAGAGCUCUAUGGGAUACACGAUCCUGAAGACGAAGUACCUGCUUUAAGCUUUUGUUUCGGAGAAAUAAAUAGCCAGCUAGUCAUGCUGGUGAAUGAGAAUGGCCGUGUAUUCUUUUAUAAUCCAGAUAGCUAUGAUUAUUUAGGGCGUGACAGAGGUCCAGUCGCACGAAGGCUGGAUAGUCUUGCCGUGCUAUUGGGGAUGGUGGUCGCCGUAACCAAGGAUCUACGUGAAGCCCCAUCAGAUAUCUCUCUGGAGGAAUUGGAGCGCCGGGUCGAGAUCCUUAAAAGGCCUCUUGAUGUAUUGCGGGAAAAAAUGAGGCGCCAUGACCUUUAUGCGGAUGAGGAUGCCGAGUUCUGGAAUGACAUAUUCUCGGAUUUGUUGGAUGAUUGGGACUUGCGGGAUUAG
Aspergillus alliaceus is the source of this 804-nucleotide messenger RNA. Its product is annotated as SUKH-4 immunity protein-domain-containing protein. The transcript has 2 exons. Bases 1 to 804 code for a protein of 267 amino acids. NCBI's taxonomy places the organism in Eukaryota, Fungi, Ascomycota, Eurotiomycetes, Eurotiales, Aspergillaceae. The record is from RefSeq and is a predicted model, not a curated record.